AUGACGGUAGAGUUACAAUCCCACCCAAUUCCUUUGCCGGUAUGGCCAUCAAGAUCAGGAUGGCGAAAGUCUCAAUUGAAGCCAUCGAAGAUCUUUUCACACGAACUAAAAAUUCGUCUUUGGGACGAGCACCAAAAUCGACCUGAUGGAGCUGUGGUAGAAUGUCCGAUGAGUAGCAAGUUAUCCCAAAUCAGCAGUAGAUACGGGAAGCAGUGGUACAACUUAUUCUUGAUGUUCGACAAGGGCUCUAAGAUAAACAUGGAAGGAUGGUUCUCAAUCACGCUGGAAGCCGUCGCAAAGCAUUUGGCGCGGCAUUGUUGCAGAACCAACGGUGAUGGCACGAUCAGGGACUGUAUUAUCAGAGUGGGAGGAAACAUGAUCCAGUUAACGCAGACGAAAUGUUAA
Oldenlandia corymbosa var. corymbosa is the source of this 405-nucleotide messenger RNA. NCBI's taxonomy places the organism in Eukaryota, Viridiplantae, Streptophyta, Magnoliopsida, Gentianales, Rubiaceae. The record is from the annotation of a GenBank genome assembly.